Brassicogethes aeneus is the source of this 1422-nucleotide messenger RNA. Lineage: Eukaryota; Metazoa; Arthropoda; Insecta; Coleoptera; Nitidulidae. The record is from the annotation of a GenBank genome assembly.
CUUGGCUAUAAGCAUAGAAAAAUAAUAUAAUUUCUUUAUAAUCUGAGUUUUAAAUUUGCCAAAGUAUUUUAUAGUCUUUGCUCAUUAAAUAUAAGUGGUAGUUUCCAUACACAAUGGAGCAAACAGUCGUUAAAACUGAAUCUGAAGAACUAGUCGACGAUUCCAAAGGUGUUAUUUUGAUGAAUUACAAUGGACCCAGUACCUCUGUCAACCAAGAAAUGCCUUCAACCUCUGGGAUUGCAAUAAAACAAGAAAUCAAAGAAGAAUUGAAUGAUAGCGACAACUCCAUCAACUACGAUGAAUCAGGGGUAAAGGAAGAAUCAGAAUCUUCCACAGAUGAAGAACACGAUUUUGAUGAAGCUGAGCAAGUCAAACUGAAACUUGAAGCCAAAGACGAAAUAUUGCUUGACCAGGGUUUGCCAUCUGAUAUUGAAGAACAAGCUUUAAAAGCUAUUUCCGAUCUGUUGCCGGAAAAAUCUAAAUCAAAAUACGAGAUUGCCUAUGCCAAAUAUGAAAAAUGGUGUACAGAAAAAGAGAUUCGCAGUUUCGCAAAUGAGAAGGUAUUAUUGUCAUACUUUAGCAGUUUAUCCAAGGUUUGUAAGCCUUCAUCUUUAUGGGCGUAUUAUUCUAUGAUCCGUACAAUGAUUUCCAUAAAACAUAAUGCUGAUAUAAGUAAGCACACAAAUUUAAUUGCAUUUCUGAAAAGAAAUCAUAAGGGCUAUCGGGCAAAAAAGUCAAGAGUCUUAACGAGAAUGGAUGUAACCAAGUUUUUGGAAGAAGCGGAUAAUAAACAAUUUUUGUUUAUGAAGGUGGCCUUAAUUGUUGGAUUGGCUGGUGCAUGCAGGAGAGAAGAAUUGACAUAUUUACUUCUAGAUAAUGUAAAGGAUGAAGGUACAUGUUUUCAUUUUUUUUUGCCAAACACUAAAACCAAAGUACCCAGAGACUUUUUUGUGACAUGUGGAAACAUUGAUGGUAUAAAUAUGGUGGAAAUUAUUCGCAGUUAUAUUGCUCUUCGACCCAAUUCUAUUGACCAUCGCAGAUUUUUUGUUCAAUAUAAACGAGGAAAAUGUAUCAGACAUCCUGUGGGCAUCAAUACCUUUGGAAAUCUGACAAAGAAAAUUGCCUUAUAUCUGAAACUAGAUCACUCUGAAGAGUACACUGGGCAUUGUUUAAGGCGGUCCUCCAAGUCCCUGCUGGCAGAUUCGGGUGCAGAUUUACUAACAGUAAAAAGUCAUAGAAAUUCGGAUGUUAAUACAAAUGACCACGCGAUUAAUGUUUCAAGCCAUUCCUCUUUACUUGCCUCCACUUCAGGAAUUCAUUUGGAACACUGUAAAGAUUGUGUUAUUAAUAUUUAUAAUAAAUAAUUAAGCUGUAUGUUAUGUUACAUUAAAUUUAAAUAUAAUUUGACAUUUUGACUUUUUU